AUGACAUCAACUUCGGCAUAUCAGGACUCGAGCAGAAGAGAGACCUCAUCAAUUUCUACAUUCGGAAGCGAGUUUUUGAGAAGAAUAAGAGCAAGUAGAAUAACUCCUAAUGCGGAUAGUCCUCUUCGAAGGGAACCUCUACCGCCUUCCAGCGUAGUAUUGACUGAUGCCACAUCGCUUUCAUCUCCACAUCAACAAAAUCUCAGGAAAUGCCGUACAUGCUCCUAUGAGCCGCCGGCAUCAAUCAUUGACCCGGGAGAACCAUCAGGGCGAGCACCUUUGACUGCAAGGUACCCCGAGAUAUUCACCUAUAUAGGACGAAAUGGCGUCCCAAAUUCUGCUCUAGCAUUGACAAAUGAUAUUGUGAGGAACUUGAACGAGAUAUUCUACCUCGAGGGGCGGUUCAAUGAUCAUACGAGGAUCAUGAGUCGAUUGGAUGAUGAACAUGAGUGUGUUGAGAUGACUUUGAAAGAACUCAAUCAACUACUUUCAUCGUCAGGUACCACAGUUCAAAGUGAUCGAGAUGCGAAAUCGGAAGAAUUGAAGUAUCUUUCCAAUGUUUCCUCGCGUAUUCAAGAACAGAAGCUGGAGUUACAGGAAGUUGCGGAACGCGAACAUGAAGAACUAAAGGAGCAAAGAAUUAUCUUAUUUAACAUGUUCAGGGACGUUUUCAGGGAUCGAAAUCUUCUAGAUCUAAGAGGAAAGAGUUUCCGACCGAAUCAGUUCUAUCGCAUGCCGGCCACACGACUCGCACCUCUACAUAAAACACCUCGAGUUUCCACCCACAGUGAAGAAGCUCGAGAACGAGUCGAAAGGGAACAACGAGAAGCUGUGGAUCAUAUGAAGGACAUGGGAUAUCGCCUGGAAACAAUGCAUCAGCGACUUGAUAAUUGGAAACAUUAUUACGAAGAGGAAUAUACAGAAUAUGCACGUGCGGUUAAGAAUGGAACAAUGAAGCCUGCGAGGAGUUUCUUCGAUUUGACUCUAUUGCAAGAACAUCAGGGGGCGAUUGAGGGAGUUAUCGAGGCGGAGAAUGACUACGAGAAAGCAAGGGGACGAGUAAGGGUUUUAGAUGUGGUGCUUAGUGAUAUUUUUCAGUCUAGUGGGUUUGCAAACUGUCCAGAUGAUGGCUAUAGGAUCUCGAUGGAAGAGGCUAUGGUUGGUGAUGUGGAUAGAGAGUGGAUUCUAGAUUGGAUGGAGAGGAACGAUGAAUCGGUAGAAUUUGAGGCCGAUGAAGACUUAUGGGAAGCAAAAUCAAUUGGCUUGGAUGAUAGUGUCAGCGUUGUUGCGAAAGGAAGAGAGAGAAAAAGAAUUGAUAGGUGGGCAGAGAUGUGUACGGCAGUUGGGAAUGACUUUCCAGAGUUGCCGAAAGUGGUGCAUCAUAAGCCUGCGUCUGAGCCCAGCCAGAAUGCUUCGAUAUUGCAAAUCAACGAUCCAGAUAGCGGAUCCUAG
Messenger RNA from Botrytis sinoallii, 1452 nucleotides. RefSeq lists its product as uncharacterized. The transcript has a single exon. The record is from RefSeq and is a predicted model, not a curated record. Bases 1 to 1452 code for a protein of 483 amino acids. NCBI's taxonomy places the organism in Eukaryota, Fungi, Ascomycota, Leotiomycetes, Helotiales, Sclerotiniaceae.